AUGUCGCAAAAUCGGUCCGGAGUUUUCUCGGGCCUGCGUAUGGGGGAAGUCGUACGUGAAAAGGUUCAAGAUGGCCUGACCGGCGAGACCAAGGAAAUGCAAUACACCCAGUGCAAAAUCGUGGGGAAUGGCUCCUUCGGCGUCGUGUUCCAGACAAAGAUGUCUCCUAGUGGUGAGGAUGCUGCUAUCAAGCGAGUUCUGCAAGAUAAGCGAUUCAAGAACCGUGAACUGCAAAUUAUGCGUAUUGUACGCCAUCCCAACAUCGUUGAGUUGAAGGCUUUCUACUAUUCUAAUGGCGAGAGGAAAGAUGAAGUCUACCUGAACCUAGUUCUCGAAUACGUUCCCGAAACGGUUUACAGGGCUUCGCGCUACUUCAACAAACUGAAAACGACCAUGCCAAUGCUAGAGGUCAAGCUCUACAUCUACCAACUUUUCCGCUCAUUGGCCUAUAUCCAUUCGAGAGGCAUCUGUCACCGAGAUAUCAAACCGCAGAAUCUUCUGCUUGACCCAAACACGGGCAUUCUCAAGCUCUGCGAUUUCGGCUCCGCGAAGAUCUUGGUCGAGAACGAACCGAACGUCUCUUACAUCUGCUCUCGCUACUACAGAGCACCAGAAUUGAUUUUUGGCGCCACCAACUACACCACGAAAAUCGAUGUAUGGUCUACUGGUUGCGUCAUGGCCGAGUUGAUGCUUGGACAGCCUUUGUUCCCUGGAGAAUCCGGAAUCGAUCAAUUAGUAGAGAUCAUCAAAGUGUUGGGUACUCCUACCAGAGAACAAAUCCGAACCAUGAACCCGAACUACAUGGAACACAAAUUCCCUCAAAUCAAGCCUCAUCCCUUCAACAAGGUCUUCCGAAGGGCACCUCACGAGGCCAUUGAUCUCAUCUCCGCCCUCCUAGAAUACACACCCACACAACGACUCCGGGCGAUUGAAGCGAUGUGCCAUCCAUUCUUCGAUGAAUUGCGGGAUCCCAACACUCGAUUGCCAGACUCUCGUCACCCCAGCAAUCCACCUCGGGAUUUACCAAAUCUAUUCGACUUCUCACACCACGAACUUUCAAUCGCUCCCGAGCUGAACAGCCGACUGGUCCCAGAACACGCAAAAGCUGCUCUGGAGGCUCGCGGAUUGGAUAUUGACAACUUCACGCCCAUUUCGCAAGAAGAAAUGCGAGCCCAUCUCGAUUGAUCUACUCUUUCUUUUUCCAACCUUUGUUAUCAUGCUGAACGAAACGAAUUCGGAAUCUAAUUUGGGAUGCUACAUAAUGUGAUCAAAAACGAAUAAAAAAAGGAAUUGCGAGCUUGCUGUUUGGCACCUCAGACAUGCCUCCCUUCAUAUCUAUGCAUUGGGUGGUCUUGCAUAUUGAAAGAAAAGUUUCCGAACAUGUUACUUACGGUUUUGCAAGUCGAACGGUGUCAGGUGGGUUGACGACUGAUCUCUCUGCUACAAAAAGUUUUAUGGAGUUCCACCAUGCGAUGUAAAUGGGGAAAGCAAUGGAAGAGUGGCAAAGAGCAGUUGGUCUCGAUGUGCGAACGAAGAUGGAUUCGAACAGUUAAUUCUGUCGAACUCCAUACUUUGUCCAUCUGCAAGAGACAAAAAUGAUACCCCUUGUGUGUACGAGUCUUAUGAUGUAUGGAUGGGAAAUCGAGGACCCUGGCUGAAAUUUUCAUGGCAUGGACUGAAUUGAUGGGCAUGGAUGAAUGAGGACAAUCGGAGGUGCUUUUUUUUGUAUGAUUCCAUCGGCAUCAUCUUCACAGCAACUGAUAAUGUUGGGGGGAGGGGGGGAUUGAGCCUAUGUUUCGUCAACUGCGCUGUAGUAUUGUUGCAGAUAGAUGGAAAUGGUUCUGUUGAUGCCUAGUAUAUCUCUUCAACCUUUGUUCAUUUCUUGUUCUCUUUUUUUCCGUUUUCUGGGUUUCACGUUUUUCGCACCAUACACUUACUUUUGCGUUGUCGUUACACCUUGUCCUCGAAGUCCAGAACCAUCUAUAUCUCUCUAUCGUUGAUGAGAUUCCCCUUUUGCCUCUUUUCUUUUUCUCGCAUUUUCUCUUUUCUCUUUUCUCUUUCUUUUCCGCUUUUCUUUUUGGUCCUCUUAUCUCUCUGUGUGUGGUAUCUCCAUCCUCAUUUGACUGGUCUCGAACUGUCUAAACCAAGUGACUGAAUUAGAGUGACUGAACUGAAAUGAUGAAAUAACUACUACUAUUACUUCUUACCUGAAUCUUUGGUCUUUAUUUCUCCAUCUAUCAUCUAUUCAUGUUUAGGUCUCGGUUAGACUGGUGGUCAAUGUCCACAUUCUUUGGAGUCUCAUGUUUCGGAUUUCUUUUCGUCAAGGUUAGAAUAAGCUGGAACUUAUUCAAGCUAUACAUUUAUUCUUUGAUACU
Molecule: messenger RNA, 2375 nt
Organism: Talaromyces stipitatus ATCC 10500
Lineage: Eukaryota; Fungi; Ascomycota; Eurotiomycetes; Eurotiales; Trichocomaceae
Product: glycogen synthase kinase (Skp1), putative
Exons: 7
Coding region: 1-1185 (394 amino acids)
Biological process (GO): protein phosphorylation; signal transduction
Cellular component (GO): cytoplasm
Molecular function (GO): protein serine/threonine kinase activity; ATP binding; protein serine/threonine/tyrosine kinase activity
Source: RefSeq, a predicted model, not a curated record